Microdochium trichocladiopsis is the source of this 672-nucleotide messenger RNA. RefSeq lists its product as uncharacterized. The record is from RefSeq and is a predicted model, not a curated record. The transcript has a single exon. Bases 35 to 511 code for a protein of 158 amino acids. Lineage: Eukaryota; Fungi; Ascomycota; Sordariomycetes; Xylariales; Microdochiaceae.
CACACACACACACACACACACACACACACACACAAUGGAGCGGACUGCACCGCCCAGAACACGGCGGACAGACAGGGAAGGAGCCGUGUGCGUGUGGGGACGGGCCAGUGGUCUGGACUGGCUGAAUCAAGACUCGACAACCGGCGAGCCUUGGCUGGGCAGACACUUACUCGGCCAACAAGCCACGGACUCGCAGUCUUUCAGCAUUGCAUUCACGCGGUUCCACCUCUUUCAGUUGGUGAAGAAACCUGGCCAGAUGACGGCUGGCAAGUCUAUCUUUAUGGUUACCUACACCUGGACAACAUGCCGUUGCCAUUGCUGCUGCCGCUGUUGGUGCUGUUGUUGUUGUGUGUGUUCAUGGAGCCAUCACGACGAGCAUGUUCAGUCCCAGCUGCGGGACGGGAGCUUAGGUGGCCACAUGGAGAGCCCGCAAAGUGCUCGAGAUACACGGGCAGGAGACAUUGAGGGCCAAUGGCUCGCCCAUCGAUACUACACGCGGGUCGGACCUUGAAGGAAGAAGGAGCAUCGAACGGAACACCACGUUGGCAUGCACAGCGCACCCCACGGACGGAGCUGGCAAGACAGACAGUCAGGGCGAUCUUGAAAUUGUCCACACUUGCCUGGACAAUUUCAAACUUUCAGGGUCGUGUGUCCACCGCACCAGCCUCUGCC